AUGGAGGACGUCACUAACCGUCCACGUCCAUCUCAGUCUGAUGACACAAGCCAUCUUCAUGAUGGGACCUUGAAGCCUACCGUUCCCGUGACAGCCGAUGGUACAGCUGCCGAAAGCAGAAGCUAUUCUGACGGCUUGAACGCCAACAUCGAAUAUGGUAUAGCUGCCGACUUGGAGAAGCUGACUGUUACCAACGCCAAGCUGGAUGCAGAGCUUCUGAACAUCAUCACCACCCACCCAAUCCUUCAUGACUACCUCUUCCAGAACUCUUCGGAUUAUCGUGAGCUCACAAUCCUGAGAAAUGAGGGCUGGGCAAACAAGGAGGCAGACGUACACUUUAUGAUGCUACGAGAGAAGGCCGACAACGUAACUCCGGAUACGCAGCAAGUGUUCUACGAACAAAUGUGCAAAAUCGGAAACGAUAUGGACAAGGCGUACGACCUCUCUGUGGAACUGGAGCUCAGUGGAGAUCAACCUCAGUUCCUUGAUAUAUGCAUGGCCCCAGGAGGCUUUUCUGGUACUAUUCUAGAAAAUGCCUUUCGGUCUCGAGUAGGCGGCAUUUCUCUGCCUAUUCCAAGCGGUGGUCACCCUUUGUGCAUCAGGGAUUGGGAGAACCGCGCAGAUAUCAGAGUGCAUUUCCUUGACGUCACCAUGCUUGCUACGGAGAUGGGACUCACAAAUAUUCCGCCGGAUCAUCCCGAAUUCUCCGAGUUUCUGACUUUACGGCCUUUUGAGGGCGAGCAAUUCGGCCUUGUAUUCUGCGAUGGAAAUGUCCUGCGCACUCAUGUGCGCGCGACUUAUCGAGAGCGAAAGGAGCGCCAUCGCCUGCUGACAAGCCAGUUGGUGCUGGCUUUCCAGAGAAUUGAGACGGGUGGCACCUUGGUCUGUCGCUUUCAUAAAAUUGAAGGUAUUGAGACGGUUAACAUGCUCCGGCUGUUUAACAUGUUCUCGAAAAUACACGUGUGGAAGCCUCUCAAAACCCAUGCAGCCCGAUCAUCAUUCUACAUGAUAGCUAAAGAUGUCCAGCCCCACAGCCCUGAAGCUGUCAAGGCUAUCAACGAGUGGAAGCGAGAAUGGAAGGAGUUCACGUUGAACACCGAGGAAGAAAGCGUGGAGGUUAAGCCUGCCUUUGACAAUAACGAUCCGAUCCGAGUUGAGACAGCAAAGAACAUUAUUGAGGAAUUUGGCCAGCAACUCAUUGACUUGGCACGACCCAUCUGGAACAUCCAGUCGCAUGGUAUGCGAGCCAAGCCCUUCAACACAGGAAAACCGACCACAUUCAGGAUCCCCCGAGGUCGCAGAUACUUUGAUGGAGCUGGUGCCGUGAAUGUAAAAUCCGGUCACUCUAACCCAUGGAACAAGGGUACUAUGCGAGCUGCACUUGAACACCCAGAAGCCAAGACUGCAUCGCGAGUACCCGUCACCAAACUGCAACGCUAUCUCCCACCUCAACAGAGGCGUAAUUCAUUUAUGAAUGGAGACCCAAGAUUGGCCAAUGGGGCUAAGCCCAUAAUACAAGAAUCCGAGGGUAUUUCGCCAUUAUCACCCAUGAAAACCGACCGCUACCUCGUGCCACAGCAAAGACGCAGUUCAUUCAUAACCGGGGACUUGAGAGAGAGCAUCAAAGUUGAGAUUGGGAAUCCAAGCCCCAAUACCACAUCACCAAUGUCUAUUUUGAAGACUGACGGCUGCCUUGCGUCGCACGAAAGACAUGGCCCUUUCAUGAAUGUAGGCCCACGACUGAAAAACAGCACCAAGCCCAAACAUCUCUAUGACUCUUUUGUACCUGUGAACAGCAGUUUCUGGAAGGGCGACCCAAGAACAUCAAUGGUCACCGACGCCAGCCAGGAUUGGCAGAUUCCACCUCCAGAAGAGGACAUAUCACCUGCUCAAAUCCCGAGGCGCCGACCCAUCGAUUCCAAUAAAAUCAACAGUUUAAGCAUUGGUCGGCCUGGUGGCUCUCUCAUCGGAGCUACGGUCACGAAGAAUGCUUCUGCUUCUCCGGCUCGACAAAUACGACCGAAUGAAAAAGUAGAUGUCCAUAUCACAGCUGCUACGAGCGAUGAAAACGCUGAUAUUUUUAAUGACUCUACCACCAAGAUGAACCCCUCACAUUGUUCGACAAGGCAACGUUAUACACACGAGAGGAUCUCUGUCAGUAGUGUAUUCGCUUUGAACGAGUAUAAUACUCCUGCUUCUAUGCCAGAUGCCACCUCUACGAAGACGGCCCCAGCUGUCCUAACUGACCAUCCUAGCCCUCACGAGAGAAGUACCGUUCCUGUGGUCCAUAAGCCGAGCGGUCGUAAUUCUUUCUCUGCUGGAAACACUGGAAUUGCGCAUGCCAACGUCUUUGACGUCUUGGCUGAGGAGCAUUCCGAUAACGAUGGGGACUCGCAGAUGACUAUGGUGACGUCUUCAACCAACUCAUCUCUGCAUGGUGAGGGUUCUACUUCGGAGAGUGCAGUUGUCAAACUGGGUAUCCUGACUCACAAUCCUGAGACGUGAAUGUUCGUUACGCAACAGAAGCUAACACCGUAUUCAGCCACGCAGUUGGAUGUGUAGUCACUCCGGUCUCCAGCCGCCUAGUUGCGACGAUCUGAAGUUAGACUUUCAUUCUGCAUGUGUAUGAUGGUAGCAUCGGUCCUUGGCAUGGAAAGAAUCUAGACUCAGGAAUGGUACAAGAAGAGCUUAUAAAAUGCCAUUGGCUGAGUGCACACAUUGUGUUCAGAGACGAACAGGCUAACGAAAAUUUGGCAGUAGCCAGCGUUUGCGGAUCUCCUGUGUUUCUGUGCAUAAGAGUGGCGGGCUAUUUGUUUGGUUUUGUGGUGCCGCGAAAUGUUCAGAUGGUUUUGAGGUCAGACCUUAUAACUACUUAAAAGCACACUUUGCAAGCUGAGAUGCUUGAUGUAUUAUUUAAAUUGUAGUGUAGCACUACCGUAGUUUGAAAAAGAGAU
This is a messenger RNA of Truncatella angustata, 2954 nucleotides long. RefSeq lists its product as uncharacterized. The transcript is spliced from 3 exons. The record is from RefSeq and is a predicted model, not a curated record. Gene Ontology annotation, molecular function: methyltransferase activity. Gene Ontology annotation, biological process: methylation. Lineage: Eukaryota; Fungi; Ascomycota; Sordariomycetes; Amphisphaeriales; Sporocadaceae. The coding region runs from base 1 to 2505 and encodes 834 amino acids.